AGCAAGCAUGGAAGCUGCAAAUCAGGAAAUCAGAACAAGUCGCAGCAAGCAAUGACAAUCACUUGAGUACCAACUUUCCCUCCCUUUGGGCUUCUCGAGUCCCAAAUGCAAGAGGCAUGGCGUAUCCUUGACGCUCACUUCUCCCACGACAAACCAGCAAUUUCGCACCUGCGACUCUUCGGCCACCCUUAUUAUUCAUGGUAACCCUCUGACCGUAGAGAUAUAGAGCGUCGACAUUUGAUCGACCAUUGCGAGAAGCGGGCUGUCGUCCACGAGCACAAGAUGGGUGUGAGGAACCUGAGUAGCUUUGCCCAGGAGAAUGCGAGGUUGCUGUGCGAAACGUUGAGCUUCUCCUGUCAAGCGAGCUCUUCAGCUUCUCUCCAGCCUUCAGCCCAGUCAUCACCAGCAUUCUUGACUGUCGAAGAGGCGGCUCAAACAUCUCCACGCUAUGGAAGAGCUUUGGUAGUGGAUGCGUUGGCCCACAUGUUUGCGAUGAUCGGGCGAGGAGACUUUGACGUUGCCCGUGGAGGAGACUACGCGCUCUUUGUGGCUAGCAUACAAGCGGAUGUCAAUGCUUGGCGAGCUGCUGGUUUGCAUCCCAUCUUUGUGUUCGAUGGUCCCAACCUUCCAGCCAAGUUGCCUAGGCAAGUGAGCCGGCGACAACAGGCAGCGAAGGAGGCGAAUUUGUACAUGCGUUCUCCUCCAGCCUCUCGCUCGAUCUCCUCCCUCGCUCCUCCGCUGCUAUCAUAUGCCAUGCUGGAUGCGCUUCAGCACACAACGCCGCCGACCACCGUUGUGCUCGCAGAGACGGAAGCGGACGGCGUGGUCGUUGAGCUUGCCCAUACGCUCAAAGGUCAUGCCGUCAGCGAGGAUUCCGACUACUUUGUGCUCUGCGCACGAGGCGACGAUACAUCCUACGUGCCGCUGAGCUCCUUCGAAUACGUUGUCGACCUGCCGACAGACACUGCGGUUACCGCCGAUGCGUCGUCAGAGCCAGCCGAUGAGGCCGGCUUCGAAACAGUGCCCAGGCGUAGGCGGCGGGGACGUGGUCCCGCUCCAGCCCUGCCCUCCAGCUCUGAUACCACCGCAGUGCUGCAUGCCCCACCAACAGAUCUUUCGAUGCUCAGAGAAGUCAGAUUCGGAUCGUAUUCGUCUGCAGCUUUGGCGCGCUUAUUGGAUCUUCCAGUCGCGCUGCUUCCGCUUUUUGCAGCGCUGGCGGGCAACGAUUACCUCCCCGAAUUACAGGCGCGAAUACUUUUUGAACCCUUCAGAGGCAGCGAGCGCCUCAAAGAAGCAGCUGCAGUGCUUCGAAGAGCGUGGCUUGCCAGCGCAAAUGGCAAGAAGGCUCGUGAAAUGCGCGUCAACGCGCAAACGACCAGAUCAGGCCCUGGAAGGGGCAGCAUGGCUUUAAGCAUUGCUGCAGACACGCCCAGCGAGUCGGGCUCCGUUGCGGCGUCCUCCGCAACAGCGACACCUCUGCAAUCCACAUUCUUGCAGUCUCAGCAGCUCAAGCAGGUAGAUCCGGUGCGGGCGUUGGUGCAAGACUGCGUGGGUCUUGCUCUCCAAAGAGCAGAACAGAUACGGCCAAAUAGAUACGUGUCGACGGGCGAAAAGGAGGAAAUGGUUGACGGCAUCGUCGAGAGCGCAGCUACCUACAGCUUGCUGACGCACUCACAAGGCGCGGACGGACUACCGAGCCCAGCUUCUCAAUUCUUUUCCACUCCACCACCGCCAGGUACACGCGCGAGAGGCGUUGAAGCAUAUCGCCAAGCGUACAAGCAGGGCAAAUUCCAUGUGGACCUCGUGACCGGUCUGUGCCAUCGAGUAUACAUUGGCAAGGUGUUCGCGGAAGAUCCGGACCAGCAGAGUACCCAAAAGUUUGCCGCACAAGAGAUCAGAGAAUGGGCUUGGGCGAUCUUGUUCGACACCUGGGGCAUGUGGUGGGCACGAGAGACCAUCGAAGAGCCUGAAGUCGAUGCCGGAGAUGACCACCAAGGACUAGAUCACGUGGCGCAAGCGUUGCGUAGACCCUUCGGCGGUGCUUACAAAGAUGGCGAGAUGCCCGACGACGUCAUCUCUGUUAACACUGAAUCGAGCGAGGAACAGAGCGAAUCUGGAGCACGCGACAUGGAGGGUGACGCGAUGCUCGACCCUGACGCUUUGCCAAAUAGACCCAACUCGGCGUUGGCCGACCGCGUCGAGGAUGGCAACUAUGAUGGUCUUGGCAGACUUAAACCUCCGCCGGUCCUUACGGAGUAUGUGCGUCGUCUCGAGAGCGUCACGAAAGACAUUCUCCCUGUCUCGACGCUCGCGGAGCUUCUGGAAGCACGAGGAACAUCACUCUGCGCAUCGCUUCAGCCGCUCCGGGAUGGCCACAUUUACGAUGCUGCGCCCCUGUUGCCAGCAGAAACCAAGCACGAUCUUUACCUCUGCGCGCUCAAGGCGGACACGUCAUCGAUGCGUGCUUUGCCAAGUCAGGUUCAGCCUCUUGCAGCUUGCCUGCGCUACAUCGUCCACUCAGACGCGGAUAGGUACGGGGAAAAGACAGCAAAGAUGGCCUGGAGCAUGGAGGAGUUGCGCGCUGCUGUGCGUUCGAGUAUCGCAGCUCUUGGAAUUUGGAAAGAGCCCGAACGAGCGCUUCCGUCAAGGGUGAAGCGCCUUACUGGUGAACUGGAAGCGCACGAGAUUGCACGGUCCAAGAACACAGACGCUGGCUCACGCAGAGACGAAGCGCUAUUUCCCACAACGAGGGCGUUACACGCCUCGACGGCCUUGCAGCUUGUCCUCGAAGCGUCGUACCUCUUCUCACAAUCUCUGCUUGUGGAUCAAGAAGCGCAUCCGCCGCCCUUUGCCCUGCACGACGGGCCCACGUUCCAUGCCAUCAUGUUGAAGCGUCCAUCGGGCGAAGCUGGCCGCGACACGACGCUCGAGCAAGCUAUACUCUCUGCAGUGCUCGAAGGUGGCUUGGAAAAGCACCUCGCAGUGGACUUGGACUUGGAGAGGAGAGCGAGGAGACAACAACGCAAGAAGGGACAGAGCAUCGCUAGGUCUAAGCAGAACGCUCCGCCUGGCAAAUCCUUUUCUAAUAGACCUCCGCCCCCGAAGAAUGCCUUUGCUUCCCUUCUAAACGAAACCCUCAGCUAGCCACUUUCGCGCCCAGACUGCUUUGCCAUUUCUUGAUUCGCAUACGCGCGAGUCUGCCGUGCUCGCUGUUGAUCUUCCUGCACGAUGCAUACCAGUGACGCGCUUCGUCAUCAACGUGUACAACAUUCCAGACAAUGAUAUGGCCGUAGUACAGGCACGACCUGCUCCAAGUGUGUGCGUGCAGAACAAGCCUCUAGCGUUGAGACAAUCUAAUGUCUAGUGGUGUAAAAGACGCGGAUUGGUGAACCGUGCCGUUGCCAUUUCAU
Molecule: messenger RNA, 3410 nt
Organism: Ceraceosorus guamensis
Lineage: Eukaryota; Fungi; Basidiomycota; Exobasidiomycetes; Ceraceosorales; Ceraceosoraceae
Exons: 2
Coding region: 283-3144 (953 amino acids)
Source: RefSeq, a predicted model, not a curated record